AUGUCUGAAACAUCGCAGAAUGGUGUUAGCAAUGGAGAUGUCGAUUGGCUAUUCCGUGGGAAACAGGGAAAGAAACUUGCUAAAAGAGCCACCGAUAUCAAAUCUUCCGAGCUGGUAAAGAAGAGCCUUGGCUUGAAUGAUAAAGUUGAGAAUUUUUCCAUCCAGAUUCCUGGAGUUUCUGCUUCAAAAGAACCCAUGGCGGGUUUCACAAAGGUGGACUCUGAGCCCAAGUCGGCACCUAGAGGGAUCAUUAAAAGUAAGACCGACCUUACGUCUUCUAGACAGGAAGCACAGCAUGAUGGUAGUACCAGACGAAGAUCGUUGUCUACCGGUACUGUUCAACAACUUCCUACUGAGCCCAGGAAUAUGCCUGUUCCUAACAGAUCUACUAGUAGUGGAGGUGAAGGUUUAUCCCGAUGUUCUUCCACUGGUAAGAAGUCGUUAUUUUCAUCGCUAUCAUCAAAACUAAAAGCCGGGCAAACAGUCGGUAGCAAUUCUACCAGUUCAUUGGAUAAAGGCAUUUUUGGAAGACGAAAAAGAGGAGCCGAGAAGUCCGAUAAAUCUCCUUUGUCAACACCGUCCACUCCUUCAAUUUCAACUUCACCAACGAGUGAGACCGGUUUAGCUCAUUUAACACGGCUGGAAACCUCGGAAAAGCUCCCUAACGCUGGUGCUUUGUCCACAGUUUCAUUGAAAAGAGUAACAUUUGCUGUUCAAAAGCUGCAAGAUGAUCCACAACAGCAGAUUCCUUCAAGAAAACCCAGAAGAGGAAAUGUAUUGGUUCCAAAUGAUCUUGUAGGAGGCAUUCCAAAAUUGAACAUUGGAAUCAGUCUGAGUACUGAUGAACAUUCGAAAGUUGACGAAAGAGAGCUGAAGCUCGCUGUUGAAAGUCGUGAAAAGGCUUGCAAAGAAUCUGAAAAACAUGCAUUGGAAGCUCAUCAUUCUGCUCGGCAGCUUGCCAAAGAAACCGCUUCAUAUCUGAAUAGCUCAAAAACAUCCAAAGGAUUUUCAUCCCAACAAGAUCCUAAAGUCCCAUUUUCAGUGUCAUCCCCUCCUACUCAUGUGGCAAUCGAUAGUCCGAUUCAUCAACACGUAGAUUACUUCCAAAAGCAGAAGAAGGAAUCUGAGAAGAGUGAGGAACCAACUUUGGAACUGAUAUAUACAAGAUGUUGUCAUUUGAGGGAAAUCCUUCCUAUCCCGGCGACUCUGAAACAGCUGGCCAAUAAAUCCGCUCCUUUACAAGUUCUGAAACUUUUAAAUCCAAAGCCUACAUUGAUUGAUGUUCUAUCUUUUUCGGAUUUUUUAGCCAUAACCCCCAUCACAACGGUCAUAUUGGACAAUGUGUUUUUAACUCACCAGAUGUUAAAAGUCAUUCUUUCUAGUUUGGUCAACUCUCGAUGGCUAGAAAAAUUGUCUCUUCGAAAUGUCCCGAUUAACGAGGAAGGAUGGCUCUUCUUAUCCAAGUUUUUGAUGAAUAACAAAUCCAUAACCAAGCUUGAUCUUUCGCAACAAAAAAUCAAAUCUGAACUUUCGAAAACACAUAGCAGAAGUAAACGAAACUGGAAACUGUUAACAGAUGCUCUUUCUGUUCGAGGUGGCAUCUGUGAGCUCGUUAUCAAUGGAUGUAACCUAACCUUUCCUGAUUUUGAUUAUUUGUUGACGAACGGGGUGUCUUUAUCGACCUUACGUUUGGGUGUCGCCAACGCCGGACUAAAUCUAGAAAAAAUGGAUGUGCUAUGUCGUUGGAUUUCUCAACCUACUUCCACGUGCUGUGGAAUUGAUUUAGGUUUCAACGACUUUAGUACGUUGGAAUUGGUACAACCAUUGAUUGAUGUUUUCACUGCUAAAAAGGCUACAAAGCUAAACUUUCUAUCCUUAAACUCCACAAAUUUGACUCCUGAAAUUGCGAAUAGAUUCAUUGAAUCAUUAGUAAAUGUGGAGUCAUUACGAUUUCUUGAUCUAAGUGGAAAUCCGAAGAUCUUCCCCAAGGUGAUUCCAACGUUAACUCAGUAUCUUCCCAAGUACAAAAGCCUGCGUAGAGUUCAUUUUGAAUUAGCUGACCUAACUUCGGACGAAGUUAUUGCCAUUUCAAGCGCCUUCCCGGAUUGCAAAGAAUUGAUUCAUGUUUCGUUCUUGGGUAAUCCUGAAGCUCAUGAUUAUGCCACUAUAGCCACCUUAUACACAGCCAUUAGAAGAUCUAAUAUCCACACUUUGGACAUUGAAUUCGAUCAAAUUGAGGACGAGGAACUGACUUCUAAAAUUGCUAUCUAUAUGAUGAUUAACAUGCAAAAGUCAAUCAACAAGGAUUUCAACCUCAAAUUUGAAGAUGACAUAUUCUUCGACGCUUCGAUAUUGACAAAAACUGCAGAAAAAUUGUUGAACAAAGAUGGCUCUUCUUCUGCAAGUGAGAAAUCCUUAUUAACCCAGGAAUCUAAGAUUGCUGGUUUCCUUCAAUCAACAGAAUACCUUCAAAAACAACUCCAUUCUCGUAUUGACGAACUUUUUGAAAAGAGACUACAGGGAAAAAUAUCGCUGGAAGACAAGGAAACGUUGCUACGAUUAUGUUUAUUGGACAAUUCUUUGGAGAAAGUGCUCAACCUAUUGGAUGAGAAUAGAGCACUGGAAAAAAUACCUUCUAAUAGCAAUGACCGAUCUUCGGCUGCAAAGACAGACGCGGUUGCUUCAGCUGUUAUUCAAUCAGGUCCAAUCCUUUCGCCGCACCUUCAUUAUGCAGAAUCGAAAGAACCUGGUUACUUUAGCGCCACUCAGUCAUUCGAUGCUGAAGCACCUCAUAAUGUGGUUAUUGACACUACUCAGGAUGGCCUGAACGUUCCUGUAGAUAGUAGCACUGGAAAACCAGUACUGAUGAGAAGAUCAAGCUCCUAUUCCACCCAAGGAAAACUACAAGAGGAAGAGGAAGGUGAGUUCCAUAAAUGGGGAUUCUUUGUGCAACAACAGAAUGCCCAGCUGCCAACCUCAAAUCCAUUUGAUGAUGUGGCGAAGCUGAAACUGGAGGAUAAUAGUGCAAUUGUAGACGAAGACAGUAAGAGUCAGUUACCUGAAGAUGUAUCAAUCAAAACUCCAAACGGAAAUGCUUGGGUGCCAAUUUCAGGGAAGAUUCCCUCCGGAUCUCAGUUGAAGGCAGCCCUACUCAAACUUAAAGGUAUUGAAAGUAUUGACGAACUCAUUGAGAGAAUAAACAGUGAAAAUCAAGAAUUAGAGACGAUUUAUAAACUGGUUAGUAAUGCUCAACGUGAACCACAACCAGAGUUAUUAUCACCCAGUGCAUCCCAAAGUAACAUAGCCAGCCAAAAAACAGCUUCUGCCAACAUGAUGGAUUCACAAGAGUCUAUGAAUAAAUCUGAAGUUGAUGAAUCCAGCUCAGCAGAACCACGUUUGAAUCCUGAGGAUGAGGAAGCUGUCGAUAAGGCAUACGAUAAGUUAUUAGAAGAGGUUGUCAGAGAUCGUACCAAAACUAAAUAG
Komagataella phaffii GS115 is the source of this 3483-nucleotide messenger RNA. RefSeq names its product Glc7-interacting protein whose overexpression relocalizes Glc7p from the nucleus. The coding region runs from base 1 to 3483 and encodes 1160 amino acids. Gene Ontology annotation, cellular component: cytoplasm. The transcript has a single exon. The record is from RefSeq and is a predicted model, not a curated record. Gene Ontology annotation, biological process: positive regulation of inflammatory response. NCBI's taxonomy places the organism in Eukaryota, Fungi, Ascomycota, Pichiomycetes, Pichiales, Pichiaceae.